Messenger RNA from Sardina pilchardus (European sardine), 4413 nucleotides. Its product is annotated as glutathione hydrolase 6. Bases 97 to 1968 code for a protein of 623 amino acids. Gene Ontology annotation, cellular component: extracellular exosome. NCBI's taxonomy places the organism in Eukaryota, Metazoa, Chordata, Actinopteri, Clupeiformes, Clupeidae. The transcript is spliced from 4 exons. The record is from RefSeq and is a predicted model, not a curated record.
GCAGGAAGUGGUAGAGGUAAUACAAUCAAACCUGCGGACGCACUGGUUACGCAAAUAUGUAAAAUAUUAUUCGCGUACACAUUUAAACUUGACAAAAUGUUUGACGCUGUUCGUUACGAAAAGCUACCAAGUGAUAUUACAGAAGAAACGGAAUGGGCCAAACAAGAAAGUGACGGAGAGGAGGAAGGGGGCGAGGCUGUAGUCUACCUGCGUCCAGCGGCUGCCCGUCAGAGGGGAAGCUGUCGGGGAAAGCGAGAGACGUGUCUGCGCAUAACAGCCACGCUCGUCCUCCUGGCCGUUGUGUUGGGCUUUGUCCUCUGCGAGUGGACCGGCUGCGGGGCGGAGAAGCAGGGGAGCGGGGAGACCCAGACGACACACGCUGACAAGGGCAGCGAAGGACACAGGCACCAUCACCAUCACCACGACGGAGAUGAUGAUGAUGAAGAUGAUGAUGAUGAUGAUGAUGAUUAUGAUGAUGACCAUGACCAUGAAGAACACAGUGACCACCACAGUCACACUCACUCCGGCUCUCUUUUCCACCACGCUGCCAUCAUCACCAGCUCUGCUACUUGUUCUAGGGCGGGGAGGAAAGUUCUCCAAGAUGGAGGGAACGUAGUUGAUGCAGGCAUUGCCUCUCUUCUUUGUCUGGGAGUAGUCCACCCCCACACUGCCGGCAUAGGUGGCACCUUUUCAGCUAUUUUUUACAACCAUACGACCAAAUCUAUGAAGGCAAUUCAACCCUCAUCCCCAAAGAACAAUUCAACCUCAUAUGGCAUUCCUGCCAUCUUGCCAGGAAUCAAACAUUUCCAUGGCCAGUAUGGGAAUGUGCAGUGGGCCAGGCUAUUUGAGGAUGCCAUAAGACUAGGCAGGGAUGGAUUCCAAAUAGACCAUAUUCUUGCCUCGGCCCUGUUGACUAACGAGAGCCGGAUUGUCCAAUCAAAGCUGUGCAUUCUGUUCUGCGAUGAGAGUGGCCGUGUGAAAUCUGCGGGCUCGAAUGUCACCAACCGGAAUCUAUCAGAGCUCCUGCGCACUGUCAGCCUGAAUGACUCUCAUUUACCGGAAAUGCUGGCCGUGAAAUUGGCCAGGGACCUCUCCGCGGCGGAAAGGCCAGAUUUUGUCCGUGACGUCGGGCGCGUCACAGGAGAAAUCAAUGACCCCCUUAUCGCUAAGGAAGAAAAAUACAGCCUCCACGCCAGCUCUCCUCCUUUCUCGGGGUCCGUCCUAUCAGAUGCAUUAGAGCGAGCCUCCGAGCUGAUCCACUCUCUGUACAAUCGCACAGAUCUUAACAGCUCUGCUCCCUCCCUGAUCAGUCUGCUAAAGUUGGCUAAGGAGAUAUAUAGCACUAGUCAGGCAGAGGAGAGUGGGAGUCCGUUCUCGGAGAGGCUCGCUUUGAGCGUCGCCAGCUCUCAGAUUGGGGUGCUGCACAGCCAAGGUCAUUUCGUGGUUAUUUCGGCAUCCCUCAACAGCCUCUGGGGGUCUGGGCGUUACUUGCCGUCUGGCGGCUUUGUUCUGAGUGAUUUUGUGUCCCCAAUGGGCGCUAGUGUCCCACUGUUGAACUUUCCUUUGAUCAUAAAGAUUAAAAACAUAGGGGAUGAGGAUGAUGAUGAUGAUGAUGAUGAUGUGCAGAUCAUUGCUGUGACCGGGGGACUCUCGGCUCUGCUGAACGCUGGUCAGAUCUUAACAAACAGGCUGGACCGUGGCAUGUCUGCCCAAGACGCAGUGCAGGGUCCACUCUUGCAUGUUGUCCAGGGAAGAGAUGAGGGGGCUAUGACCGUGUGUGUGUCCUCCACGUCCAACAGCACAGACACAGUCUCCGUCCUGUCGCAGGAGGAAGGUGGCGGAGGGCUGGACAGGUCGACGGACAGGUGCGCCGAGGACGACUCGGCCGCCAUGCUGCUGCAGCUGCACGCAGAGCAUGUGGGAGCGUACGGAGUCCCCGCAACCAAAACACACACCGACGGGUUCUGAAGGCGAAUAUACAUUAUCAAUGCAAAUAAUCAGACUCACGUGCACACACGCACAACAAAUACACACAAACACACAAUCUCUCUCUCUCCCUCUCUCUCUCUAUCUCUCAGACUCUCUAACACACACACACACACACACGCACACACACAUAACCUCAUGUCGAUAAUAAUCACAGCUUUCUACAUCUCAGCCUUUACUCAAACUGAUUGUUAACCUGUGUACUUUUAUAGGCACAAAGCUCCGAUCACAUAAUAAUGCACUGAACAAAAUGAAAUGCACUAUGAUUUUCCGUAGAUACUGUGAGUGGACUUUGCAUUUGUUGUGCGUAAUAACAUGCUUUGAAAUUCGAGGGUGUGAAAGCUGUUACCAUUUCUGUUUUGUAUGGAUGUGUGGCUAGCAUUGUGUUCCCAUCCUCAUCAUAUUGGAUAUUUUGUGGUUGAAUGUUACUGAGAUGUUUGCAGUUAUUCUUCUGACAAACUCUGUUGCUGAAUCAUCAUGUUUGCUGCCUACAGUUUAUGUUUUCUUUCUUUCGGACCAUAUUUUUCUCUUUUUGAUUUACCUUGAUCUUUAGCCUUGUGUGAGAAUAUCUCUUUGCCUCUCUCUCUUUCUCUCACAGAGAGAGAGAGAGAGAAAGAGAGAGAGAGAGCGAGAGAGAGUGCUUCUUGGCCUUCGCCUCCCCAUUGAUUUUUAUUGUCCGUUUUGAUAUUCUGCGUCAUCUGUGCUUUUCACACUCAAGCACACUUGCACUCAUUUCUCAGUUUCAGAUGUUAUAUGCCAUUACCUCUUCACUGCAUUAAGGACAGUGUAUCCUUCUGUUGUACAGCACAGGUGGAAAGAAGUCAUUUUGAGGCAUUACUGUACCAUUGGAUGCAGUCAAAUCAUGAUUUUUUUGUUUGUUGAAAGGGUUAAAAAGCAUUCGCUAGUAAAUGCAAGGCAUGAGUGCCAAAGAAGCAGGUCUUCACUUAAAAUGUUCGCAGAAAUAAUGUGUUUUGUGAUUUGUGAUUUGUGACAUUCAGUUUUCAGGUUGUUUUUGAAUCUAGAUCCUGGUAGUAAAACGAAUGUUCUGUUCUUCUCUCUGAUAUCUUAGACUCCAUACAUGGUUGCACAGAGUGUGUUGUAGAGGAGCGCCUUUUUAUUGUUGGGGGGAAAAAUGUUAAAUGUCCGUAGCAACUGAGCAUUUCUUCUGAAGCGAAACACUAUCAAAGGAGCUUUGUACUGGUCUGUUGUCAUGCAUGUUCCCCUAGAAGCGCAUCCCGGAGCUCGUGGUCAGGAUGUAAGCCAUCCGAGACACCGCCGUGUUAUCCUCCCGCUGCUGCGUACCCGCCACGCCAGUACCCACGAUCCCCUGCUGCUCCCAUCAGCCCCACAGCGGCAGCUCCCUGCACAGACGGGCGCCUGAUGCAUAUUCAAACCUGUCUUUCAAUUAGAGACAUUUUGCGCCCGUCCUCCUCCUUUGAGGCGCCGGCCGAGCCCAUGCCAGCGCGGCCGCCCGCUGGGACGCCUGGUCUGGACGGCUGCCACCGCCAGGAGAAACAGGGCACGCGCCAGGAGAGCCGUGGGCGGCUCCAGGAAGCACAGGAGGGCACCGAUACAAACCGAACGCCAGCGCCAAAAAGCAACACGUAUACUAGCAGCUAAUAAUAACAACACGCUCUGCUAAUUACCUCGGUGGAAAUGAGGAAGUUAAUGCUGCUGUGGUGGUUAAGAGGUCUAGAUGAGGAUUGUUUUUUGUCCUCCUUGUGCCAUGUAAACAUCUGAAUUUGUUGUAUACAGACCCUGACCCUGGGUCCUAAUUUAAAUGCUGAAAAGGGCAAAGUAUAAAGUCUAACUAAAGCUUGCUGAACAACUAUGCAAUAUCUAUUUUGCAAAAUAAUAACAUGAGAAAAAUCCAAAGCAUGAACAUCAUCAAAUAAAAGCUGUCUUACGCCACAUAAUGUUAUUUCAUGUUAGUUCACGCAUAAGAACUUUGCUCACAGACUGACUGCACUUUGUCCAGCAUUUGAAUUAGGGCCCCCUGAGUACCCUUUCUUUUUUGUUAAACCAUUGAUGUAUGUAUGAUUUAUCAUUUGAACAAUGAUUAGUCCCUGAUUGUCCAUUCACAAUGAAGUCAUGGCCUAUACUUGACAAGCAUGGCUCACUAACUUAGUAGAGAUGUAUGUACUAAUUUAUGUUCAUAGUAGCCUAAUCAAUAUGCACUGAAUGGAAUCAUAUGAAGUAAUAGUGUUUGAAAUGAAGUUGAAUAUUGAGAUUGACAUUUGUGUUAAAAUAAUCUUGUACAGUAUCUUGGUCAUAAAACGUUCUUCACCUUCUGGUAAAUGGAGAUAUUCCUGUGCAUACAGUGCAUUUAUCUAAUGCACAACUGAAGACAAUCUUGCUUUAUUUCUCCAACGAUAAAUAUGGCAAAUGUGUCCUGAUGGUUUCCUGAUUUAGCCACAUUUGUUUGUG